AUGGGCAAGAUCGUAGCUGCUAUUGGUCUAUCCCAUGCUCCCGGAGCCAUUGGGUUUCCGGAGACAGCACAACCAGAUGCGCGAGCUCGUACCGAAGAAGCGACUCUCAAACUUGGUGAAACACUCACAAGAGCCAAGCCAAAUGUGAUCUUUGCGUUCCUUGAUGAUCAUUUUGAGAACUUCUUCCGCACGAAUAUGCCCACCAUCGCGAUUGGCGUGGCCGAGACACACAGUGGUCCGGCCGACCAACUCAUGGAAGCCCUCCGUGUGCCCAAGAAACACUACUUUCCAGGUAACCCAAAAGUUGCAGAGCAGCUACUCACAGCGCUUGUCCAUGAUGGCUUUGACUGCUCGCGGACAGCCGAAGCCGAAUUUGGUCAAAAUGUGCUUAUGCCCUGGGUCUUGAUGAAGGCGGACCUUCCGGACGUGAGCGUCAUUCCUAUUUACCUCAAUGUCUUUACACCACCUCUCAUGAAAUAUUCUCGUGCAUAUGCUCUCGGCCAAGCCGUUCGAAAAGCAAUCACGGACCUUCCAGACGAUUGCCGAGUCGCAUUGAUGUGCACGGGUGGCCUUUCACAUUGGCCGCCAUACUGGAACCCAAACCAAGCUGGUGAAUUACCAACUGAUCCAUUUUUGCAGAAGAUGAAAGAAUAUCAGACAUAUGGUCACCCGGUUUUGAAAAAGUAUCCCAAUUUGUUCGUUGAGCUAGACGAAUACGAAAUCGAGAUGGCAAAGAAGAAUGAAUACCCUCUUAACUCAAAGCAUCCGUUGAUCAACGCCGAAUGGGAUAAGAAAUUCCUCAAACACUACUGUAAUGGUGAUAGUGAGUGGUUGAAGAACCUUACUUAUGAGGAGGUAGAAGAAGAAGCCGGUCAUGGAGGCCAUGAAGUUCUGAAUUACGUGGCUGUUGCAGGUGCUAUGGAUGGCAAGAAAGCAAAGCUCUUGUUGUAUGAGCCGGUACUUGAAUGGAUUUGCGGUAUGGCAUAUGUUGAUUAUGAAGUUGGGGAGUCUGAGACUGAGAACGUGAAUGGUACCAAUGGAGUUCAUUGA
This is a messenger RNA of Talaromyces marneffei, 1050 nucleotides long. RefSeq lists its product as uncharacterized. The record is from RefSeq and is a predicted model, not a curated record. Bases 1 to 1050 code for a protein of 349 amino acids. Gene Ontology annotation, molecular function: ferrous iron binding; oxidoreductase activity. The transcript has 2 exons. NCBI's taxonomy places the organism in Eukaryota, Fungi, Ascomycota, Eurotiomycetes, Eurotiales, Trichocomaceae.